AUGGCUGGUUCGGGCCCCUCGGCCUCCUCGUGCUGCAGCCUGAAGGACGAGCUGCUGUGCCCGAUUUGCCUGAGCCUGUACCAGGACCCGGUCAGCUUUGGCUGCGAGCAUUACUUCUGCCGCCGCUGCAUUGCGGAGCACUGGAGCCGGCAGGAAGCCCAGGCGGCCCCAGCCCGAGACUGCCCCGAGUGCCGGCGCACCUUCGCCGAGCCCCUGCUGGCCCCCAGCCUCAAGCUGGCCAACAUCGUGGAGCGCUACGCCGCCUUCCCCUUGGACGCCCUCCUGCGCAGCGCCCACCGCCGACUGGGCUCCGGCGGGGCAUCCGGUGGCUCCCCGGGUGGCGUCUCCUCGGCCUCCUCCUCCUGCGCCAAGGAACACGGCAAGGUCCAGCUCUUCUGCCUUUCCGACCGUGCUGUGGUCUGCUUCUUCUGCGACGAGCCUGCCCUCCACGAGCAACACCAGGUCACCAGCCUCGACGACGCCUUCGAGGAGCUCCAGCGGGAGCUCAAGGAGCAACUGCAGACCCUGCAGGACAGCGAGCGCGGGCACACCGAAGCCCUGGCCCGCCUCAACCGCCAGCUGGCUGAGACCAAGUCCUCGGCCAAGGGCCUGCGCGCCACCAUCGGGGAGGCCUUUGAGCGGCUGCACCGGCUACUUCGGGACCGUCAGAAGGCUAUGCUGGAGGAGCUGGAGGCGGACACGGCUCGGACGCUGACCGACAUCGAGCAGAAGGUCCAGCGCUACAGCCAGCAGCUGCGCAAGGUCCAGGAGGGCAGCCAGAUCCUGCAGGAGCGCCUGGCCGAGGCCGACAAGCACGCCUUCCUGGCCGGCAUCGCCUCGCUCUCCGAGAGGCUGAAAGGGAAGAUCCACGAAACCAACCUGACCUACGAAGACUUCCCCACCUCCAAGUACAUGGGGCCCUUGCAGUACACCAUCUGGAAGUCCCUUUUCCAGGACAUCCAUCCAGUUCCAGCCACGCUGACGUUGGACCCGUCCACAGCCCACCAGCGGCUGAUCCUCUCAGACGACUGCACCAUCGUGGCCUACGGCAACUUGCACCCACAACCACUGCAGGACUCCCCGCGACGCUUCGAUGUGGAGGUCUCGGUGCUGGGCACGGAGGCCUUUGGGAGCGGGACGCACUACUGGGAGGUGGUGGUUUCGGAGAAGACACAGUGGAUGAUCGGCCUGGCCCACGAGGCGGUCAGCCGGCGCGGCAGCAUCCAGAUCCAGCCCAGCCGGGGCUUCUACUGUAUCGUGAUGCACGACGGCACCCAGUACAGUGCCUGCACCGAGCCCUGGACCCGGCUCAACGUCAAGGGCAAGCUGGAGAAGGUGGGCGUCUUCCUGGACUAUGACAAGGGCCUGCUCAUCUUCUACAACGCCGACGAUAUGUCCUGGCUCUACACCUUCCGGGAGAAGUUUCCCGGGAAGCUCUGCUCCUACUUCAGUCCCGGGCAGAGCCAUGCCAACGGGAAGAAUGUCCAGCCCCUGCGCAUCAACACUGUACGCAUUUAGGGGGGGAACAUUAUGGGAACGAGGGUUGGAGUCAUACUGGUCCUAAAAGGGGGAUCGUCUGCAGGGGUGCUUUUCCUGAAGGUGGGAUUGCAGAAGGAGUAAUGUUUUGAGGAUCAGGUUUUUGAGAAGCUUCCUUGGAACCACCAACACUUCAAUGUAUAUGUUCCUUAAGAAGAGUCCUUGGAAUGGCCAAUGUUAUUGGGACCAAUUUUCUGAAGAUGGGAUCUUGGAAUGACUAUUAUUUAUGGGAUCGGGUUCUUAAGAAGCUUCCUUGAAAUCACCAACGUAUUAAUGUUUAAGUUCUUUAAGAAGAGUCCUUGGAACUACCAAUGUUAUUGAGACCAACUUCCUGAAGAUGUAAUCUUAGAGUGACAAUUGCUUAUGGAAUCAGGUUCUUAAGAGGGUUCCUUGGAACCACCAACUUAUUAAUGUUUACGUUCCUUAAGAAGAGUCCUUGGAACUACCAAUGUUAUUGAGACCAACUUCCUGAGGAUGGGAUCUUGGAAUGACUAUUGUUUAUGGAAUCAGGUUCUUAAGAGGGUUCCUUGGAACCACCAACGUAUUAAUGUUUAUGUUCCUUAAGAAGAGUCCUUGGAACUAUCAAUGUUAUUGAGACCAACUUCCUGAGGAUGGGAUCUUGGAAUGACUAUUGUUUUUGGGAUCAGGUCCUUCAGAAGCUUCCUUGGAACUGCCAACAUUGGGACCAAAUUCCUGAAGAUGGGAUCUUGGAAUGAUUAAUGUUUUGAGGACCAGGUUCUUGAGAACCUUCUUUAGAACCACCGACAUUUUAAUGUUCAUGUUCCUUAAGAAGAGUUCUUGGAACUCCCAACUUCAUUGGGACCAAUUUCCUGAAGAUAGCAUCUUAGAAUGACUAUUUUUUUGGGACCAGGUUCUUAAGAGGGUUCCUUGGAAUCACCAACGUAUUAAUGUUUAUGUUCCUUAAGAAGAGUCCUUGGAAUGGCCAAUGUUGUUAGGACCAGUUUCCUGAAGAUGGGAUCUUGGAAUGACUAUUGCUUUUGGGAUCAGGUUCUUAAGAAAGUUCCUUGGAAUCACCAAUGUUUAUGUUCCUUAAGAAGAGUCCUUGGAACGGCCAAUGUUGUUGGGACCAGUGUCCUGAAGAUGGGAUCUUGGAAUGACUAUUGCUUUUGGGAUCAGGUUCUUAAGAAGGUUCCUGGGAAUCACCAAUAUUUAUGUUCCUUAAGAAGAGUCCUGGGAAUGGCCAGUGUUUACGUUCCUUAAGAAGAGUCCUUGGAACGGCCAACAUUAUUGAGACCAAUUUACUGAAGAUGGGAUCUUGGAAUGACUAUUGCUUUUGGGAUCAGGUUCUUAAGAAGGUUCCUGGGAAUCGCCAAUAUUUAUGUUCCUUAAGAAGAGUCCUUGGAAUGGCCAAUGUUGUUGGGACCAGUCUCCCGAAGAUGGGAUCUUGGAAUGACUAUUGCUUUUGGGAUCAGGUUCUUAAGAAGGUUCCUUGGAAUUACCAAUGUUCACGUUCCUUAAGAAGAGUCCUUGGAACGGCCAACAUUAUUGAGACCAAUUUACUGAAGAUGGGAUCUUACAAUGACCAUUGUUUUGAGAACCAGGUUCUUCAGAAUCCUCCUUUUGAUGCAGACCAAAACCCCAUUGGCUUUUUGAGCUGCUGCAUCACACUCUUGGCUCAUGGAACGUGUUCUCCGCUAAGAUCUUUCGCAUGUGGACUAUUGUCGAGCCAGGCUUUGCCUAUUUUGUAUCUUUGCAUUUCAUUUCAUCUGCCUAGGUGUCGUAUCUCACAUUUGUCCUUGUUGACAUUUAUUGUGUUCAUUUUGGCCAAUCAUCUCUCUAGUCCGUUGAGGUUGUUUUGCAUCCCGAUUCUGUCCUCUGGAGAAUUAGCUAUUCCUCCCAAUUUGGUGUCACCUGUAAACUAGAUCAGGAGGACCUCUAAACCUUCAUCCAAGUCAUUAAUGAAGACGUUGAACCGAACUGGGCCCAUAACCUUCUUCGUGGUCAUUGAUGAAGACGUUGAACCGAACUGGGCCCAUAACCCUCUUCGUGUUCAUUAAUGAAGAUGUUGAACCGAACUGGGCCCAUAACCUUCUUCGUGGUCGUUAAUGAAGACGUUGAACCGAACUGGGCCCAUAACCCUCUUCGUGGUCAUUAAUGAAGAUGUUGAACCAAACUGGGCCCAUAACCCUCUUCAUGGUCAUUAAUGGAGACGUUGAACUGAACUGGGCCCAUAACCCUCUUCGUGGUCAUUGAUGAAGAUGUUGAACCAAACUGGGCCCAUAACCUUGUGGUCAUUAAUGAAGACGUUGAACUGAACUGGGCCCACAACCCUCUUUGUGGUUGUUAAUGAAGACGUUGAGCCGAACUGGGCCCAUAACCUUCUUCUUGGUCAUUAAUGAAGACGUUGAACCCAACUGGGCCCAUAACCUUCUUCGUGGUCGUUAAUGAAGACGUUGAACCGAACUGGGCCCAUAACCUUCUUCGUGGUCGUUAAUGAAGACGUUGAACCGAACUGGGCCCAUAACCCUCUUCGUGGUCAUUAAUGAAGAUGUUGAACCAAACUGGGCCCAUAACCCUCUUCAUGGUCAUUAAUGGAGACGUUGAACUGAACUGGGCCCAUAACCCUCUUUGUGGUCAUUGAUGAAGAUGUUGAACCAAACUGGGCCCAUAACCUUGUGGUCAUUAAUGAAGACGUUGAACUGAACUGGGCCCACAACCCUCUUUGUGGUUGUUAAUGAAGAUGUUGAACCGAACUGGGCCCAUAACCUUCUUCUCGUGCUCAUUAAUGAAGAUGUUGAACCCAACUGGGCCCAUAACCCUCUUAUGUUUUCCUCCCAUCCGUCGGGAGCUUUGCCUCUCUGUAUCAACGGGAACGAGUUCUCUCUCUGUGGGUCUUGACGUUUCGGUGGUGGUCGGUCUUGUCGUGGGUUUUUCGGUGGGCAACGGAAGCAAGGGAAUGGGGAAAUAAACGGAACGUUGACGUCCAAA
Anolis sagrei ordinatus is the source of this 4485-nucleotide messenger RNA. RefSeq names its product tripartite motif containing 62 (gene TRIM62). The record is from RefSeq and is a predicted model, not a curated record. Gene Ontology annotation, biological process: protein ubiquitination; positive regulation of canonical NF-kappaB signal transduction; innate immune response. Gene Ontology annotation, cellular component: cytoplasm. Lineage: Eukaryota; Metazoa; Chordata; Lepidosauria; Squamata; Anolidae. Gene Ontology annotation, molecular function: zinc ion binding; ubiquitin protein ligase activity; protein binding.